AUGAAAAUGAAGCUGAGGAAUUUAUUCUUUCCUUGCCAUGGAUGCAAGUAUUUGGGGAGCUCUUCUAAGUUCUUGUCAAGCAAGUGGAGACAUCAAGAUUGCGUGGCAGAACGAAUAAUUGAGUCGAAUUCAGGUGGUACUGGGAAUUUUGUUUUCAUAUCAGAUGUACAUGCAGCCUUAGGGGAGUGGGAUCAAGUCAGAAUCAAGCGAAAGUCCUUGAAAGCUAGAGGACUUAGAAAGAACCUUGGAUAUAGNGUUGAGUCGAAUUCAGGUGGUACUGGGAAUUUUGUUUUCAUAUCAGAUGUACAUGCAGCCUUAGGGGAGUGGGAUCAAGGCAGAAUCAAGCGAAAGUCCUUGAAAGCUAGAGGACUUAGAAAGAACCUUGGAUAUAGCUGA
This is a messenger RNA of Ilex paraguariensis (yerba mate), 396 nucleotides long. Lineage: Eukaryota; Viridiplantae; Streptophyta; Magnoliopsida; Aquifoliales; Aquifoliaceae. The record is from the annotation of a GenBank genome assembly.